Molecule: messenger RNA, 444 nt
Organism: Cylicostephanus goldi
Lineage: Eukaryota; Metazoa; Nematoda; Chromadorea; Rhabditida; Strongylidae
Source: the annotation of a GenBank genome assembly
AUGAGUGAAAGACGAUUGGAACGACUGGUGAAUAAUCAUCUCAGCGGUUUACCGACAUUCCUUACCCCAAAUGGUGGAUUGAACUCGGGAUACAUGAUGGUGCAAGUCUGCGCUGCUGCUCUGGUAUCCGAAAACAAAGUCCUUUGCCAUCCCUCAUCUGUCGACAGUAUUCCCACUAGCUGCAAUCAGGAGGAUCACGUAAGUAUGGGCGGUUUCGCUGCCCGGAAGGCAAUUACCGUAAUCGAGCAUGUCGAAGCAGUGCUGGCAAUGGAACUUAUGGCAGCAUGCCAAGGUCUUGAAUUCCUUAAACCUUUGAUCUCAACGGCUCCACUAAAUAAGGUCUAUCAGCUGGUCAGGACUGUUACCCCGCCCUUGACUGAGGAUCGUUUCAUGCAACCAGAAAUUGAAGCUGUGACACAGUUGUUAAGAGAGAAUAAGGUAUGA